AGUUAAAGGUCUUCUGGAUAGUGGUGUAAUCAAACAUAGUGAAAGGCCACUGUGGUAUGAUGUAUAUAAGGCAUUCCCCCCUGCUGUUGAUCCUUAUUUUACUCGCCCGAUUCCAAAUAAAAAAGUCAGAGAAAUUUUAUAUCCCGAGGAUUCUUUCAGGGCAAAAAUAAUUAAAAAACAUGUAGAUGAUCUUAUUAAUAUGUUUAAUUCAAAGGAUGAAAGUAUACUACAAAAAUCUAUCCAAUUAAAUCAACUUAAUGUAGAAAAUGAUCCGGAAGAAGUGGUCUCUCGCAUACUAAAGGAACUUCAUGACACUAAUAAACUACCUCUGAAGAGAUAG
Molecule: messenger RNA, 340 nt
Organism: Protopolystoma xenopodis
Lineage: Eukaryota; Metazoa; Platyhelminthes; Monogenea; Polystomatidea; Polystomatidae
Source: the annotation of a GenBank genome assembly